This is a messenger RNA of Physcomitrium patens, 6740 nucleotides long. The record is from RefSeq and is a predicted model, not a curated record. Lineage: Eukaryota; Viridiplantae; Streptophyta; Bryopsida; Funariales; Funariaceae.
GGAGGAGUAAGGCCGCCUGCGUUGAACAAGUAGGCAAAACUGGAAUAAGGAACGAAGCGACAGAGAAAUUGAAUCACAUUCCCAUCCAGUCAGCAUGCCAUUUGCUGCUACCACUAUUCGAUAGUCGCUCGGUCAGCCAACCCACCAGCCCGUUCAAUUGAACCCUCCUCAGGAGAGAUUGCAAUUGAAUCCAGAGAAGCAAUUGAGUCCCCAAAAUAAUCAAGCGGCCCCCUGAGGUUGGGGAUUUUUAUUUUUUAUUUUUAUUUGGGAAGGUUGGCGAGGGAGGCAGCGUUGGAUGCAGUAGUACCGUAGUUGGGGGGCAUUGGGGUGAUUGAUGGCAUCAUCGUCAUCAUGUAGUUGGGUUGGGUUGGGAUAGUUCAAUUGGGUUGGGGUAGUAUUCCUAAGAUUAUAUUCCCACUGGCCUGGUUCAUUCUCCAAAAUGGACGACGACAGCGACUCGUGUGGGAUGCUAAAAGGCAGCUGUAGUGCGAGUUCUCCACCUGACCCUCUCAGCGGCAAUAUUAGUGUAGUAGCGCUUGUUUCCAUGCCAACGGGAUCAUUUACGGCACCGGGGAUGUCGAAUAGGACGAGGCGUUUCGGUGCUCUAGGUCAGUGGCGGGAGUGAUUGCUGUAUUGACAUGGGAGUCUCACAUCGCACUCGUGCUCCCCUACCUGAUAUCUAGGCGAUGACACCCAGUCUCGUCAUCUGAAGCUGAGAAUGGAUUGUAGGGCAUGUUUGCUGGAAAAGGAGAUUUGAGAUAGACGCGGAGCUGUUCAGUGCCAGUUUACGAGGAGUGAAGUAUGGAACUUGUUGACAGGAGACGUCUAUCUCCUGAUGAUCAUAACUUGAAAAGAAGAAUGAAGACACCAGUACAGCUAGAAGCUUUGGAGAGGGUGUUCGCAGAGGACCGGUACCCUGCAGAGGCAGUUCGGGCGGAGCUCUCCACUCAGCUUAAUUUAUCUGACAAGCAGCUACAGAUGUGGUUCUGUCACCGACGUUUGAAAGACAGGAAAGGGAAAGACGAAGAUAGUACAAACGUCAAUGCGAAUGUUAACGCCAAUGCUAACGUGGCUCGGAAAAAGCCAAGAACUGAAAAGCAGAAUAUGACGCAGUAUCCCGGAGCUGUUCUUGCCUCAGAACCUGGUGGUGCUGCGGUGCUCCCUCGUGACCAAUUUGCGGAGGAAUAUCAAUACGAAAACUCAGAAAGGUUCACCCCAGAGCAGGAGCUGAAGCCACGCUCCAGGAAAUCUGGUCCAAGGGAUGGUUCAUUUCCUGGCAAAAGAAGGAAUCAGGCCCUCUCUGCUAGGGUGGCCAAGGCAGAGGCGGCUGCUAUAGCUGCAGUUGAGGCGCAGUUGGGGGAGCCCCUUAGAGAAGUUGGUCCUCCUCUGGGACUGGAAUUUGAUCCUCUCCCUCCCGGUGCCUUUACUACACAUGUCGAGGAAAUGCCUGCGGAGCCCAGACCUGCCAUGGAGCAAGAGCAGCACUUUCCAACUGAGAGAUUGUACGAGACUCCAGAGGCGCAAAACAACACGAUGUUUGAACCGUCUGCAACCCUGGGCCUGGCCACCAUGCCCAAUCUAGGAGGAACUAAGCGGAAGUCUAUGGGACCCCCAUCUACUGAUCCCCAUCCUCUCCAUUAUGAAUCCCGUCCUGUCAGAGAAUACCAGUUCUUACCCGAACAGCCAGAACGCUUGGAAGAAAAUCAGUAUUUCGAAAGACCAACACCGCUGAAUUUAUUUCCAGCCCCUGAGAGAACUACUUUGGAACUGCUGCAACAGUCGAGGUUGGAGGAGGUCAGGUUACAAAAAGAGUACGAGCUUCAUGAGAAAAAAUUACGAAAGGAGUUUGAAAAACAAGAGGUUCUCAGGAGGAAGCGAGAAGAACAAGUACGGAAAGAGCAAGACAGACUAGAAAAAGAGAGGUUGAGAGAAGAAGAGAGACUUCGUCGCGACAGGCUAAAAGAACAGGAGCGUAUUCAGCGAGAACAAAAGAGGGAAGCUGAGCGCCUGGAGAAGGAAAGCAAAAGGAUGGAAAAGCAGCGACGUCGGGAAGAAGCACGCAAAGAGAAACAAGCUGCUAAGUUAAAGGCUGCCAACGAAAGAGCUCUUGCCAAGAGGCUAGCGAAAGACAUGACGGACCUCAUGGAUGAUGAGGAAUUGGAGCGAAUGGAAGCGUCUGCAGCUGCGUCUUCUCUGAAUCUAGCAUUCUUUGCGCCCUUUGGGAAGAAUGGGAUGGACACCUCUCAGGUUGUGCUCAAGCCCUUCCCACCUCCUAAUGUCCGGAUGAAGCCUGUAGUGGCAAUCCAGCCCUGGUCCAACUCUGAUCAGAAUAUCGGAAACCUACUACUGGUGUGGAGGUUUUUGACAACCUUUGCGGAUGUUGUUGGAUUGUGGCCAUUCACACUGGAUGAGCUUGUUCAAGCAUAUCAUGAUUAUGAUUCUAGAUUACUUGGAGAGAUACAUGUUGCGCUUUUAAAAACAUUGGUUAGAGAUAUUGAGGAAGCAGCGCAGGCAGUUUCUGGUGGUAUGGUUGGUCAACGGGAUGCAAUUGCUAUGGCCGCGGGUGGCCACCCCCAACUUGUCGAGGCUGCGUUUGCAUGGGGCUUCGACAUCAGGGAAUGGGGAAAGCACGUGAAUCCUCUAACUUGGCCAGAAAUUCUGCGGCAGUUUGCUUUGGCUGCCGGUUUUGGACCUAAGUGGAAGAAACGGAAGGUUUUACCUGAUCGGUCGAAAGAAGUUCCAGCUGAGGGAGAGGACGGAGAGGAUAUUGUGGCCAAACUUCGAUCUGGUGCGGCAGCUGUUAAUGCAGUUGCGUCUAUGCAAGGCAGAGGGAUGGGUCAUUUACGCCGCUCCCAAUACAGGUUGACCCCUGGGACAGUGAAGUAUGCUGCUUUUCAUGUUCUAUCUCUUGAAGGCGAGAAGGGCCUAAACAUUGCUCAGGUGGCGGAUCGUAUUCAGACAUCUGGAUUGCGCGACCUGAGUAGCAGUAGAACUCCAGAGGCAUCCAUAGCUGCUGCUCUCUCACGCGACACUGUCCUGUUUGAGCGAACUGCACCUUCGACGUACUGUGUACGACCUCAAUUUCGCAAAGAUUCUGAGGAUGCUGAAGAGAUCUUAAGUGCUGCAAGGGAGAGAAUUAGACUUUUCCGAAGUGGUCUUGUUGAUGGAGAAGCUGACAAAGACGUUGAUGAAGCGGAUAGAGAGGAGUAUGAAUCUGAAGGGCAGGAUGUCGACGAUGUAGAGGACCUGGAAGAGGAGGAUUUGGAGGAUGGUGUUCCAGGUUCUAGUGAAAAGAAAGGUGAUGUGAAGACUGAAGAUGCGAAAGAUGAAUCUGAUUCGAAAGAGACUAAAACUGUGACAACGUCGCAACAGAAAAUACAUCCGAGCUCUGAGCUCAGCGAGGGAGCUAAUAAUGGAUUGUCAAAAGCUAAAGCAGUAAGUGUAUCUUCUAAGCGAGAAAUAGAUGACGAAGAGGAUGAGGAAGAGGAAGAAGAGGAACACAACUUGGGGAAGGAUGACAGUCUGCAGGAGGACCAAAAGACUGGGAUCCAACUUGAAGAAGAAACCGAAAUUGAUGAGAGUCAGGUCGGAGAGCCGUGGGUGCAGGGUCUUGUGGAAGGAGAGUACGCAGAUCUCAGCGUUGAAGAACGAUUGAAUGCGUUGGUGGCAUUAGUUACUGUUGUCAAUGAAGGCAAUGCUAUUCGUAUUGCUCUCGAGGAGAGGCUUGAGGCAGCCACUGCUCUGAAGAGACAGAUGUGGGCAGAAAUGCAAUUAGAGAAAAGGCGUCACAAAGAGGAAUUGUUAUCUAGAUCUCAUUUUUCACUCCUCCCUGGUACCAUCAAAACUGAUGGUGAAAGUCCUGAUCCAGAGCAUAUGACAUCGGGAACCUUAGCACUGUAUGAUCAUGGACAGCUGGAUAUGAACAUGCCGAACACCGACGGUACUGGAUAUAUAGAAGCCUUUGCCGGAAAUGGGAAAUCCUUCAAUGAACUUUCUAAUGGCGUAGUUGCACAUGAAGCUGGUCCCUCCGCAGGUGCAGUUUCAGGUAAUCAUUUGGCAGAGAAGUCCCGCGCACAGGCGAAGGCAGAUAUUGGUCUUCGGGCUGAAGAGCUCUACGUGUUCCGAUCGCAACCAUUAGGAUCCGACAGAAGACAUAAUCGUUAUUGGCAGUUUGUCACUGGCAAUGGCGGUCAGGAUCCAGGAUGUGGGCGACUCUUCUUUGAAUCCAAUUCUGAUGGCUGCUGGGGCGUUAUUGAUACAGAAGAGGCGUUUGAUGUACUAUUAGCAUCACUAGAUCCAAGGGGUGCCAGAGAAGCCGCACUUACUGCCAUUCUCAACAGAUUAGAAGGUACUUUACGGCAAGGUAUGAGGUUGAAGGCUUCUGACACGGCAAAUUCUUCACCUAUCAAGGGGUCUACCACCAUCCCCAAUAAGCAUCCUGGUUUGAAAGGAAUUGAAGAAAGUCCAGUGAGCAGUAUUUCAGGUUCUGAGAGUGAUUCUCCAGCAGUUCUGAGUGCCAUUUCUGUGGAGCUGGGAAAAACUUCCAGGGAACAAAAGCAGGCACUUGAGCGCUACAAGGAGGCAGAGAAAUGGAUCUGGUCAGAGUGUUCGACAGGUGGUUCCGCACUAAAAGCAACAAAGGCUGGUCUGCGAAGAGAGGCGCGUGUGUUGGUUGUUUGUGAUGUGUGCCAUGAGUUGUAUACAAGCAAAGACAAGCAUUGCCAGUGUUGCCAUGCGACUUUUGACAAAUCAUCUUCACCAAGAGUGUUCUCAGAACACACUCGGGAUUGUGAGGAAAAAAGACGCAAGUGUGAUCCGAAUUGGAAACUGCAGGGACCUGUUGCUUCUAUGCCGUCUCGUCUUCAGCUUCUGAAGACAGAAAUUAUAAAGAUUGAGAGUGCUAUUCCUACCAAGGCGCUUAAUAAGGAUUGGACUGAUCAUCAACGCAAAUUAUGGGCUGCGUCUGUGAAAGCUGCAACUGAACCAAAUCAGGUUCUUCAGGCCCUCACUAUCCUGGAGAGUAUGAUUGAACGUGACUGGUUGUCCUCCACGUACGAAACAACAGAAGAGAUUGCGAGUGCAGCUGCUGAAGCUAAUGGCUUUGGAAACCAGGGCCUCAUACCAUUUUGGGUGCCUCCAACAACUGCAGCUGUGGCCCUUCGAAUUCGCCUGCUGGAUAAUGCUAUAGCAUACAGUCAAGAAGCGAAGGAAGAGCGUGAGAAACAGGAGAUUGAGGAUGAGAUAAAUCAGAAAAAUACAAAGAUGUCAACAUUCAGAUUUUCACCUGAGGGUCUACCCGGUGAUCAAGAAGAUGAACAACCAACUGAUGUGUUGGAGACAGCUCCGAGCUUGAGUGGCAAGGGUAGGAGCCGUGUUCGUUCCAGUGGGGGUGGUAGGGUACGCGGGGGGAAGGGAAGUCAAGGUGCACAAACCGGACAAACCGGGGGUCGUCGUAGAAGCACCGUCAGUGCUGGCGGAGGAUCAAAGUCCAGAGUAAGGUCUUCAAACAGUGCAACAAAGUCGGGUUUAAAACGAAAGCUUCAAUUUCAAGAGGGAGCUGAAGAGGCAGCCCCUAGCGAUCUCAAGCAAUGGGGUGGUGCUGCUAAGGGGCGAAGUGCCAGGUCUGGUGGCAGUCGUGGUGGGAAAUCCACUGCCCGUCGUUCCAGUCGAGGUCAAGCAGGCCCACGCUCUCGUGCACGUCGCGGUCAGACUGGGGCACGGAGGCUGGGACAAAAACAGAGGAAUCCUAACGAUUUAAUGGUUCCUUCUGGUAGAAGUCAAUCGAAGAUAGCCAAGGCAGCGUCGGAUUGCGCAGCAGCCAAUCCUGACAGAGAAGACGAUGACGAAAUGGAGGAAGUGAGUAACGGAGGCGACUCACAAGCUGGCUAUGCUGACGAAGGGUACGAGGAUGGUGAUCAAUACGAUGCUGAGGAGAACAACGAUGAUGGGGACGCAGAAGAACAGAAUGGCUCAGAUUUGGGUGAGCGUAUGGAAGAAGGGGAAGAGGUGGACGAGGAACAAGCGGAGGAGGAUGAAGGGGAGGAAAUGGAUGAGGAAGGGGAGGAAGAGCUCGAGGAUGAUGAUGGUGAUGGAGAAGGUCAGGAGGAAGAUGACGGGUAUGACAAAGAAGAGCCAAGAAGAAAUGCUUAUGAGAGAGGAGGACGAAGCAGCUAUGGUAGGGCUGCUGAGGAUGAGGGAGAGGGGGAAGAAGAGGGUGAGGGAGGUGGCGAUGAAACGGAAGAUGAGGAUGAUCAAGAAGAGAGGCAAUCGUACAGUGAUGAAGAUUGACGUGCUGCUCUCUGAAAAGAAUGCGGACAAAUGGAAGCUAUCGGACAUGGGAACCAAUCAUUGAAUGAAGUCCAAUUACCAUUCGUCACACUUUGGCUGGAUUGUCUGCAGAAGCUUCAAAGUUUUGUGUAUAGAUUAUUGCCUUUCUUGAGCACCUUGCUCCCCUUUUACAGUGAAGUACCAUAAACUAUUAGCUUUGGUUGAUGCUACCUGUUGCAAGUUACUGUUCUUCUGAAGUUGUCUGUAGAAUAUAGCAAUCCUGAAAUAUGAUUUAGUAAGAGUCCCAAUUUUGCUGUCUGACUUUAGCAGGUGUGCUACUAUGGUGUCUCCUGUAAGUAACUUCUUUUGGGCCCAAUAGAAGCCCUUUGGAAGCCCAUUGGAAGCCCAUUUGAAUAGCGGUCUUCAGGGCCUUGUACAUUCCCUUAAUCAUUUUUUUCUUCUUAUGAUCGUCA